AUGGAUCACUUUCUUCCACAUGUGGGAGGGUUACCUGUACUUAAUCAGUUGCAGAAAAUUUUGGGAUUUAGUGAUUUGGCUAUGGAAGCUUCGAAAAUUUCAUUGAAAAGAUUUGGGAAUACUUCGAGUAGCUCGAUUUGGUACCUAUUGGCUUAUGCAGAGGCUAAGGGAAGAAUCAAGAAAGGUGAUAAAAUUUGGCAAAUGGCUUUCGGGUCGGGUUUUAAAUGUAGCAGUGUGAUUUGGCGUGCCAUAAAAAUUGUUGAUAGCAAUGACAUGAAAAAUCCAUGGAAUGAAGAGAGUGAGGCUCUAAUUGAUCUCAAUUUGGACAAAAAUGCACCAUCCCAUGGCUAUUUUGAAAUUUGA
Molecule: messenger RNA, 363 nt
Organism: Capsicum annuum
Lineage: Eukaryota; Viridiplantae; Streptophyta; Magnoliopsida; Solanales; Solanaceae
Product: 3-ketoacyl-CoA synthase 11-like
Exons: 1
Coding region: 1-363 (120 amino acids)
Biological process (GO): fatty acid biosynthetic process
Cellular component (GO): membrane
Molecular function (GO): acyltransferase activity, transferring groups other than amino-acyl groups
Source: RefSeq, a predicted model, not a curated record